UCUUCGCAUCCUCUAACCUUUUCAGUGGAUUCUCCGGCAUUUUGUCGCGUCAAAAACAAUCAUCGUUCCGAAUCCAAAGUUAUAAAAUAGCUACAACAACACAAAUGUUCUCAAACUAGACUUAGUUAUUGUUUUUUAAGAAAAAAACAAAAGAUAUUUAUAAUUUCCAUACAUAGUGACUAGUCAGUAUGAAAUAAUCGUAUCCAAAAAAACAGAUAGUGUUAUUUUUCAUUGCUUGGCAGCGAUAUGUUUACGUGUUCUUGUUAUUAUUAAAAAUUUAAAACAAUGGAAGCGGCAAGUGAGCAAUCAAAUGUUCCACCCCAAGAAAUGCCACCAAUGAAUAACGAGCAAGAACAUCCAGAAGAGCCGAUGGAGGAAAGUGAGGAAUAUGGCUAUGAAGGUGAUGAAUAUCGACAUUAUAUGCAUCGAGGGAGAGGUGGCUUCAGUCCUCACGAUAGGGGGUAUGACUAUGGAAUGAGAGGAGGAGGAGGAAUACCAAGAUUUAGAGGACGAGGUUUUGGACCAAGAGGACCUAUGUAUAGAGGUACUAAUAAUGGAUAUCCAUAUGAAGGACCACCGCGUCCCAAUUGUCCGCCAGGACCUCAGGGACCAAGAUAUAGGGGCCCCCCACCAUUUGAUCCGAGCUGGGGACCCAUGGGACCACCUAAUAUGAUGGGGCCGCCUAAUUUAAUGGGGCCUCCGGGAAUGCCACCGCCGCAUAUGAUGAAUGGCCCUGUUGGAUCAGGAAAUCCUUACGGACCACCUGGAAUGGGCCCACCAAACAUGAAUAGCAUUCCAGGUCAGCAACAGCCACAACAAUCUCAGCAGCAAAACAACAUUCCAGGACUGGAUCUUAAUGGCGAGGUAUGGGUGGAAACUAAGACAUCGGAUGGCAAGUCUUAUUUUUACAAUAUUCGAUCUAGAGAAACUACAUGGACUAAACCGGAGGGACCAAAUGUCCGAGUUAUGGGUCAAGAUCAGUUGGAGCAACUAGUUCAUAGUGCAGCAAAACAACCAGUACGAGAGACAGGAUCUGCAGUAUCACCUAAUCAACAGCCGUCUCAACAACCUCAACAACAACAACAACAACAAUCGCCGAUGGCCGAAAAUCGAGUUCCUCAAGCUAUUGAACAAUCACCAAAUGCGGAAGUAAUGAAUCAAACCAAUACUGCGCCACCAGGAACAGGUCCUCCACCGAUGCUGACUGAAGCUCAAGAAAUGAACCCUCCACAACCAACUCCAGAAGUCGCACAAGCGAAUGGAACAGCAUCCACUGUUGUCAAUACAGCCCCAGUAAAUUCUGCAACGCCAGCAGUAACAACAAACAUGCUUCAACCGCCUCCUAACAUGGUUCCAAUGCAGCACCGAAUGCCAAAUCAAUAUGGGGGGCCUAUGACUACACCUUUCAACGCCGCACCUUUUGGAAUGCCACCACCAGGAUUUCAACCUUUCGGUGGAUAUGGUCCUCCACAGACUGGAUGGGGCAUGCCUCAAAUGCCUCAUGGUGUAAUGACUCCACAAACUCCAGCAGAAGAUCCAGCAAUUUUAGCUCAAUUAGAUUCUGAACUUGUAGCAGCAGCGAUGGUCUGGUCUGAGCAUCGCGCACCUGAUGGGAGAUUAUAUUAUUACAAUAGCAAAGCGGGUGAAUCAGUUUGGGAAAAGCCACAGGCACUGAAAGAUUUUGAAUCAGCAAAAAUUGCAGUCAGACAAAAAACGGAAGAGGCGGCAAUGACAACAGCAAAUGCAGCUAUUACAGCAGAUGUAAAGCAGGAGAAACCAUCAGAGGGUGUGAAUGAUACCAAAGAAAGCGUGAAGGAGUCAGAAGCAGCAAAGAAGAAGGAGGAUACACCAAAAGAAGCAACAAAACCACAGGACAAAUCAAGGCCGAUUUCAAGCACCCCAGUUCCUGGUACUCCAUGGUGUGUAGUCUGGACAGGAGAUGGUCGAGUAUUUUUUUACAAUCCUUCAUCAAGAAUUUCUGUAUGGGAAAGACCAGAUGAUCUUCUUGGUCGACAGGAUGUUGAUAAGAUGAUUUCAACCAUGCCUGAAACUGCAGUGAGCCAGAAGAGCGUCAAACAAUCGGAAUCGAGUGAAAGUAGCGAUGAUGAUCAGCCAACUCCAGCUAAAAAAGCUAAACAAGAAGAACCUGAGGUUACAGCUACGAAAGAGGAGGAAGAGAAAGAGAGCAAAAAGACGAUCGAUAUUGGUAAAGAGGCCGCAAUUGAAGCCGAAGUUCGUGCUGCACGAGAACGAGCAAUUGUACCACUCGAGACGAGGAUAAAAUCAUUUAAAGAAAUGCUUGCCGAGAAAGAUGUUUCCGCCUUUAGCACUUGGGAAAAAGAACUCCAUAAAAUCGUAUUUGAUCCACGUUAUCUUCUGCUGACGUCUAAGGAAAGGAAGCAGGUUUUUGAAAAAUACGUGAAGGAAAGGGCUGAAGAGGAACGCAGGGAAAAAAGGAAUAAAAUGAAAGAGCGAAAGGAACAGUUUCAAAAGCUUUUGGAGGAAGCUAAUCUCCAUGGAAAAUCAUCGUUCAGUGACUUUGCACAAAAACACGGUCGUGAUGAGCGUUUUAAAAAUGUUGAAAAGAUGCGCGAGAGGGAAAGUCUUUUUAAUGAAUACCUGCUGGAAGUGCGAAAGCGAGAAAAAGAGGAAAAAACAGCCAAACGCGAACAGGUGAAAAAGGAUUUCAUGUCGAUGCUGCGGGAGCACAAAGAUAUCGACAGGCAUUCGCAUUGGAGUGAUUGCAAGAAAAAAUUGGAGUCUGAUUGGAGAUACCGUGCAGUGGAUUCAGCAAAUACACGUGAGGAUUGGUUCAGGGACUAUGUAAGGCUGUUGAAGGAAGAACGUAAGAAAGACAAGGAGAGAGACAAGGAUAAGGACAAAGAUCAUCGCCAUAGGGAUAAAGAUCAUCACAAGUCAGACAAGAAGGACAAGGAUCGUAAGGAUGAUAAAUAUAAGGAUAAAUCAAAGGAUAAAGAUAAAGAUAAGGACAAGGAAAGUUCAAAGGACAAAAAACGACGUAGUGACAAUUCUACUGAAGAGAAUGGAAAAGAUAAAAAGGAAUUAGAAAAAGAAAGUGGAGAAAUUGAAGAACAUGAUGAAAAAUCUAAAAAAGAUAAUGAUAAAUACGAGAAUGACGAGCAUUCAGACUCGGAGGAGGAUCGUGAGAAGCAAAAGCGCGAACGUGAGAGAAGAGCUGAGGCAAGUCUUCGAGAAAGAGAACGAGAAGUUCAGCGAACAUUGGCGACUCAUUUACGUGAUCGAGAUAAAGAAAGACAGCAUCACAGACACACUGAAGCUGUCCAGCACUUUAGUGCACUUCUCGCUGACUUGGUAAGAAAUAGUGAUCUAGCUUGGCGAGAGGCUAAACGUCAGUUAAGGAAAGAUCACCGAUGGGAACUUGCUGAUAGUUUGGAUCGAGAAGAAAAGGAGCGAUUAUUCAACGAACAUAUAGAGCAACUUGGUCGUAAGAAGCGGGAUAAGUUCCGGGAGCUCUUGGACGAAGUUGGAGCAUCGACCGAGCUCACGGCCUCCUGGAAGGAUAUAAAAAAACUACUUAAAGAUGAUCCAAGAUAUACUAAAUUCUCGUCUAGCGACAGAAAAUGUGAAAAAGAGUUCAAGGAAUAUAUUAAAGACAAAUUAGUAGCAGCAAAAGCAGACUUUAGAGAACUUCUACAAGAAACUAAAUUGAUCACUGAUAAAACAUAUAAAAAAGUUCAAGAAAACAGUGCGUGUUUAACGGAAAUAGAAGAUAUCUUGAGGAAAGAUAGAAGAUUCUUGGUCUUGGAAGCUGCGGCUUCUGAACGCACACGGUUAUUAAUGGGUUACCUUGAAGAAUUAGCACGCAGAGGUCCACCUCCACCACCUACUGCUUCAGAACCUUCACGCAGACCAACGACCAAGUAA
Molecule: messenger RNA, 3906 nt
Organism: Chelonus insularis
Lineage: Eukaryota; Metazoa; Arthropoda; Insecta; Hymenoptera; Braconidae
Product: transcription elongation regulator 1
Exons: 15
Coding region: 286-3906 (1206 amino acids)
Cellular component (GO): nucleus
Molecular function (GO): transcription coregulator activity; RNA polymerase binding
Source: RefSeq, a predicted model, not a curated record